AUGUGGCUGGCUCCAUUGGCUGGAGCUCAGGCUAACACCACCAGAGCAAAUAAAGAACGACCAACAAAUUUUAUUGCCCAGCAUUUAAUACAAUUUUUGUGGUCGACUUUUUUGGCGAACUUAGACGGCGAAGCAAAUGAGAAACUUUUAGUGGUUGGAUUUGCUCUGGCUGCUUUGGCAUCUGCCCAAUAUGCACCAAGCACAGAAUAUUUACCUCCAGCAUUACCAGAGGCUAGCCAGUCAUUGGACAUUGAGACUCCCUCAAGUGAAUAUUUAGCUCCUGCCGCUGUUGUCGGAGAGCAAACUGUUCUGGCCGAUGAUGGUUAUCGCUACAAGACCGUACGUCGCCUUCGUCAUCGUCAAAGACGCGAUGUUAGCGAGUUGUCCCAAUAUUUGCCACCUGCACAAGAAGCAACUAUUGAAGUUGCUGCUCCUUCCAAUGAAUAUGCUCCUGCCGCUGUUGCCGAAGAACAAACUGUUCUAGCCGAUGAUGGUUACCGCUACAAGACCGUACGUCGCCUUCGUCACCGUCAAAGACGCGAUGUUAGCGAGUUGUCCCAAUAUUUGCCACCUGCGCAAGAAGCAACAAUUGAAGUUUCUACUCCUUCCAAUGAAUAUUUAGCUCCUGCCGCUGUUGCCGAAGAACAAACUGUUCUGGCCGAUGAUGGUUACCGCUACAAGACCGUACGUCGCCUUCGUCACCGUCAAAGACGCGAUGUUAGCGAGUUGUCCCAAUAUUUGCCACCUGCACAAGAAGCAACUAUUGAAGUUUCUGCUCCUUCGAAUGAAUAUUUAGCUCCUGCCGCUGUUACCGAAGAACAAACUGUUCUGGCCGAUGAUGGUUAUCGCUACAAGACCGUACGUCGCCUUCGUCACCGUCAAAGACGCGAUGUUAGCGAGUUGUCUCAAUAUUUGCCACCUGCACAAGAAGCAACUAUUGAAGUUGCUACUCCUUCGAAUGAAUAUUUAGCUCCUGCCGCUGUUGCCGAAGAACAAACUGUUCUGGCCGAUGAUGGUUAUCGCUACAAGGCCGUUAAGAAACUCAAAAUUACAUGGUGGCAUUUCAAAAGCGAAAUGAAGCUGACUUUCGUUUUCCUAGCUGUUAUUUUGGGGACGGCUUGUGCCGCUUUGGUCUCGACCAAUGAAUACUUGCCUCCUCUGGAGGAUUCGUCACCUACUAGCAAUGUUGAUUUGCAAUCAAUAAGCGAGUCAAGUCCUUUGGCAGAUGACGGCUAUCGUUACAAGACAGUGAAACGUUUGCGGUUGCGCCAAAGGCGUGAUGUCAAUGAACUACCCGCCAACGAAUACUUGCCCCCUGCACAGGAAACUCAAGUCGUCGAAGAAGUUCCUGCCCCAGCCGAAGAAUCGGCCGUAUUAGCCGAUGAUGGUUACCGUUACAAAACUGUGAAGCGUAUCCGUUAUCGUCACCGUCGUGAUGUAAGCGAAUUGCCAGCCAACGAAUACUUGCCCCCUGCACAAGAAACUCAAGUCGUCGAAGAAGUCCCUGCCCCAGCCGAAGAAUCGACCGUAUUAGCCGAUGAUGGCUAUCGUUACAAGACUGUGAAGCGUAUCCGUUAUCGUCAUCGUCGUGAUGUAAACGAAUUGCCCGCCAACGAAUACUUGCCCCCUGCACAAGAAGCUCAAGUCGUCGAAGAAGUUCCUGCCCCAGCCGAAGAAUCGGCCGUAUUAGCCGAUGAUGGCUAUCGUUACAAGACUGUGAAGCGUAUCCGUUAUCGUCAUCGUCGUGAUGUAAACGAAUUGCCCGCCAACGAAUACUUGCCCCCUGCACAAGAAACUCAAGUCGUCGAAGAAGUUCCUGCCCCAGCCGAAGAAUCGGCCGUGCUAGCCGAUGAUGGUUAUCGUUACAAAACUGUGAAGCGUAUCCGUUAUCGUCAUCGUCGUGAUGUAAACGAAUUGCCCGCCAACGAAUACUUACCACCUCAACAACCAGCCCCAUUUGUAGCCGAUAUCCCAGUGGCUUCAACUGCCGAUUUCGAGAGCGAAAAGACCCAAGACACUGCCGUAUUAGCCGACGACGGUUACCGUUACAAGACUGUGAAGCGUAUUCGUUAUCGUCAGCGACGUGAUGUCAACGAAUUGCCCUCCAACGAAUACUUGCCGCCUGUCCAGGAAAAUCAGUUGGCUGAGGAAGUCGCUCCUCUCGAAAACUCCUCCAUAUUAGCCAAUGAUGGCUACCGCUACAAGACUGCUAAACGCGUUGUUUACAGACGUCGUUUCUAAAUACCGAACUCUCUUUUAUAACAUAGACCUAACCAAAUGUACAUUUUCGA
This is a messenger RNA of Musca domestica (house fly), 2291 nucleotides long. RefSeq lists its product as uncharacterized. Lineage: Eukaryota; Metazoa; Arthropoda; Insecta; Diptera; Muscidae. The record is from RefSeq and is a predicted model, not a curated record.